Molecule: messenger RNA, 3819 nt
Organism: Moesziomyces antarcticus
Lineage: Eukaryota; Fungi; Basidiomycota; Ustilaginomycetes; Ustilaginales; Ustilaginaceae
Product: molybdenum cofactor synthesis 3
Exons: 2
Coding region: 1-3819 (1272 amino acids)
Biological process (GO): protein urmylation; tRNA wobble position uridine thiolation
Cellular component (GO): cytoplasm
Molecular function (GO): nucleotidyltransferase activity; URM1 activating enzyme activity; thiosulfate-cyanide sulfurtransferase activity
Source: RefSeq, a predicted model, not a curated record
AUGACCGACCCAUUGGCUGCGUCUUCGUCGCCGCUUCGCCCGCGCCCGAGCCCGAGCCAGUCCGUCUCAACGACAGCCCAAAGCACCACCACCAACGACGCCAUCAGCACACGAUGGGCUUCGCUCGUCGGACGAGGCGUGACUCCUGCUAUCGAGUUGCUAAGGCAACGUUGCAUAGCGGGCAAGAUCGCGUCGCAAGAUGACGCCUCGCUUCGCUGGAUCCAGUGGAAACUCUUCCUUACGGAACACAUCUCCAGCAUCCCUUCCUCCUGGCAUGCCGUCUUGCAGCGAGACCGCGAUGCAUACAACGAGCUCCGCUCGCGUCUCCUCCGUGCUCCGGACGGCAACUAUCCUCCGGAAGUGGGCUUCGACGGACGCCAUACUACUCUAGAAUCCGCCCUCACAGGAUCAGCCUCCUCGCAGAAGACACACACACCCGCUGUAACGCACGAUCUUUCAGUCAACAAUCCGCUCAGCCUUGACGACUCGAAUCCCUGGAAGACGUACUACACCACGCUCGAGACCAGAAGGGUCAUCCUACAAGACGUCGAACGCACCUUCCCAGAUUUGCCCGUCUUCCGUCAAGUCCGUGUCCAGCAAUCCCUCACCAACAUCCUCUUCCUCUGGGCCCUCCAAAACGAAGACGUCGGCUACCGUCAAGGCAUGCACGAGCUCGCAGCCGUGCUCUGGAAAGUACGCAGCGAUGGCGCCGUUGACAGCCGCCGGGCUGCCGCAGCGCAGGCCUCGAGGCUCUCCACGCAGGCCUCCGACGAUGCCCCCUUCGACCACGCCCUCGCCGAUGUCUUUAUCGAGCACGACGUCUAUGCCCUCUUUGGUGCUCUCAUGCAAAGCGCCAAGAGCUGGUACGCUUGGCGCGAAAGCUCAGGGUCUUCGCCUCUAACAUCGCCAUCCGCCAAUCCGCUAGCACCAGCGAACGCGCGCCAGUCUCCUGAGACCGCACGUCGACCCUUGCCAAUCGUGGUCAAGUGUGAGCACAUCCUCGACCUGCUACGUCGCCUCGACCCGGCACUCGCACAGCACCUCGAGAGCCUCGGCAUCGAGCCGCAGAUCUUUUGCCUCCGCUGGAUCCGUAUGAUCUUUACGCGCGAGUUCGGCCUGGACGAUGCCAUCGCCAUCUGGGACGGCAUGUUUGCGUCCGAUCGCUCGCUCGCACUCAUCGACUACGUGUGCAUCGCCAUGCUCCUCCGCAUCCGCAACCAGCUGCUCGCCGGCGACCAUACCUCCGCAUUGCAAAGCCUCCUCCGCUACCCGCCAGAGGCACAAGCACAGCCGUCGCUCCUCAUCCAGCAGGCCAUAUUCAUGCAGAAGAGCGGCGAUCGACCCGGCACCGGCGUCGCCGUCGUCAUGCAGAACCGCGAUUUGCUCGGCAUCCCGGUGCAAUCGAUGCCUACGCCCGAUGAGGCCGUCCCAUCCAACUCGAGCCCAGCCCGAGCGCAAAGACUCGGCGGCCCAAAGUUCGCGACAGUCGGUCGAGCUGCCUCGGGACCGGCGAAUCGCGUAUCGCCUUGGUCCCGCCUCGAGCAGGACCAGAGCCCGCGAGGCGGUUCAACAGCGCACCACGCCAGUCCAGAUGCUAGACGCUGGCAGCCACCGGCUGCGGCUGGUGAUCCGCUGGGCGCCUUGCCACAGUCUAGCGGCAGCGUCGACGCCAACGGCACUCGCGCUUUCGGCAUCAAUCCAGCAGCCUACGUGCCCGAGGGCAUCAGCGACUUUGCCAAGGGCUGGUACGAGCGUGCCGAGCUUCCGCAGUCGCUCAACAGCGCGCUCGUCAACGUCUCCAGAAGCGUCGCCGCCGCGGCGGCAGCGGGCGUGGCAGGAGCAUACCGCAACAACAAGCCAGAGACGUCCGGUUUCCCGUCCGGGUUCGAUCAGGCGUUCUCGAGCCAAGCUGCAUUGCGCACUACAGGCUCAGCUGCCACCGUCGGCCAUGCAGCUUCCGAGAAAAAGUCUCGCCCGGGGCUGUCCGUCAUGGAGGCUCCAGAGCAGGCUGAGCCAGUCCCGGCAAGCGCCAUGCGAGCUUCGCCGUCUGUAUCGAUGCGGUCCAAAGACGCAGCCGAAGAGGCCUCGGAUCCACUGGCCAAGCUCACUGCUGCCAACAGGGCGAUCGGCUCGGCGCUGUCCGUGUGCAUCCAGGUGCUUGAGCAGAGCUGGCUCGAUCGGUCCGCCGCCCCUCGACCGGAUGAGCUGGAGCAGAUCGACAUCAACACACUCAUGAGCUUCACCGCGCUCAAGCACAUUCGCGAUGUCCUCGGCGGCACCGCGGCUGAAUUCGACCCCGCUACGCUGCCGGUUGUCGUCGCCUCGAAGCGGCCUGCCUCGCAGCCUCAAACUGCCGAUCAAGGUGCGCCCAAAGCAGUACCCGCCGCCGACGUAUCGGAGCCGGUGCAGAUGGACGCACAGCCACCAGCCGCGUCCCACGACGUCAGCGGCCCACAAAUCGCCGCACCUCAGAACACGGCGCUGCCGAUGGCCCUGGGCGAGUACGCGCGGUACGGGCGGCAGAUGAUCCUGCCGGACUUCGGACUGGCGGGCCAGCUGCGUCUGCGGCGCGCCAAGGUGCUCGUAGUCGGCGCGGGCGGUCUUGGCUGCCCAGCCAUCCAGUACCUGGCAGCCGCGGGCGUCGGUCGCAUCUCGAUCCUCGACCACGACGUUGUGGAGCCGUCGAACCUUGCGCGCCAGAUCCUGCACAGCGUGCACACCGUCGGCAUGGCCAAAGCUGUCUCGGCUGCCCAGGCGGCGCAGCGGAUCAACCCGCACAUCACUGCGCUUCCGCUCGAAUAUGCCCUGACCGCGGCGAAUGCACGCGAGCUCAUGCGCGGCCAGGAUCUCGUGCUCGACUGCACCGACAAUCCGCUGACGCGCUACCUCGUUUCGGACGCCGCGGUGCUCGAGGGCGUCCAAGUCGUCUCGGGCGCUGCGCAGGGCUACGAUGGCCAGCUCGUCGUGCUGCACAAGCGCAUCAAGGCCGAGUUUGCCGGGCCCAAGGCGGCAGCAGGCACGGACGCGCGCGGGCCGUGUUACCGCUGUCUGUUCCCCAAGGCGCCGCGACCAGACGAAGUGACCAACUGCGAGGACGGCGGUGUGCUCGGCAGCGUCACGGGGCUCGUGGGCACAAUGCAGGCGCUCGAAGCGACCAAGAUACUCGCAGGGAUCGGCGAGGAUACUCCGCCAAUGCUCACGCUUAUGGCGCCUAUGACGGGCACACCGUUCCGCAGCGUCAAAAUUCGACCGCGACGCAUUGCUACUUGCCGCGCGUGCGGCGAUUCGGCCCAGGUCGCCGAAACGAUGAUCACGGAUCUCGAGCAGGAGGACUAUGCGUCGUUCUGCGGGCUGAACGCAGUCCCUACACAGGGAGACGAGCUGCCGAGAAUCGCAGUGUCGGGAAUGAAUCCACACGCGCUCGUGGUGGAUGUACGUCCAACGGUCGAGUUUGGCAUUACGCGUCUCGACGGAUCACUCAACCUACCCAUCCAACAGCUGCUCAGGGAUCCACAUAGCGCGUGGGACACGAUCACACACGAGAAGGACAGGGCAAAGGCAGAAGAGGUGCUGGUGGUGUGCAAGAAGGGCAAUGACUCCCAACUUGCCGUUCGCUCUUUGCUGAAGCUCCAACAUGAGCUCCGAGCGAGAAAGGACACGCAGGCCGAGACAAGUCCGUCGCACCCACUCGACCUCGCCGCGCACUCGGGAGCACAGGCAGAACCGAAGCGCGAGCCACACGCGGAGCUCAAAGUGUCGGACCUCAUCGGCGGACUGCGUGCCUACGCUGCCGCCAAUCCAGGAUUCCCUGUGUAUUAG